GCUCCGCUCCGCUCCGCGGCGGGUGGCGGGAGUCAUGAUGAACGGCAUCGGCGGCCGGGGCAGGUUCGAGGUUUUCUCCAGCAAUGAUGAAGCCCCCAUCAACAAGAAGCUGCCCAAGGAACUGCUGCUCAGAAUCUUCUCCUACCUGGAUGUGGUGACGCUGUGCAGGUGUGCCCAGGUGUCUAAGGCGUGGAAUAUUCUUGCACUCGAUGGAAGUAACUGGCAGAAGAUCGACCUGUUCAACUUCCAGACGGACAUCGAGGGCCGAGUGGUGGAGAACAUCUCCAAGCGCUGCGGGGGCUUCCUUCGUCAGCUCAGCCUGCGGGGAUGUCUCAGUGUGGGCGACGCCUCCAUGAAGACGUUUGCACAGAACUGCAGGAACAUCGAACACCUCAACCUGAACGGCUGCACGAAAAUCACCGACAGCACAUGUAUCAGCCUCAGCAAGUUCUGCUCAAAGCUGCGCCACCUAGACCUGACCUCGUGUGUGUCCAUCACGAACCACUCGCUGAAGGCCCUCAGUGAAGGCUGCAGGGGUCUGGAGAACCUAAACAUCUCCUGGUGCGACCAGAUCACCCGGGAUGGGGUGGAGGCUCUCGUGAGGGGCUGCGGGGGGCUCAAGGCCCUGUUCCUGAGGGGCUGCACACAGCUAGAUGACGAGGCACUGAAGCACUUACAGAAGCACUGUCCAGAGCUGGUGACUAUCAACGUGCAGUCGUGCACACAGGUGACGGACGAAGGCUUGGUGGGACUCUGCCGGGGGUGCCACAAGCUACAGACGCUCUGCAUCUCUGGCUGCAGCAACAUCACGGACGCCUCGCUCACCGCCCUCGGCCUCAACUGCCCCCGGCUGAAGAUCCUGGAAGCGGCCCGGUGUUCCCACGUCACCGAUGCUGGGUUUGCGAUCCUGGCCAGGAACUGUCACGAGCUGGAAAAAAUGGACUUGGAAGAGUGCAUUUUGCUAACAGACAACACGCUGCUGCAGCUCUCCAUCCACUGUCCGCGGCUCCAAGCCCUGAGCCUGUCGCACUGCGAGCUGAUCACAGACGACGGCAUCCGGCACCUGAGCGGCAGCGUCUGCGGCCAGGAGCGCCUCCAGGUGGUGGAGCUGGACAACUGCCCGCUCAUCACGGACCUUACGCUGGAGCACUUGAAGAGCUGCCACCGGCUGGAGCGCAUUGAGCUCUACGACUGCCAGCAAGUGACGCGCGCCGGCAUCAAGAGGAUCCGGGCGCACCUGCCGGAGAUCAAGGUCCACGCCUACUUUGCCCCCGUGACUCCGCCCCCCUCGGUGCACGGCGGGGGGCAGCGGCUCUGCAGGUGCUGCAUAAUCCUUUGACGGGACAACGGCUGGGGGUGCGGGGGGGUCUCUGUGUGAAGUGUGAAUCACCAUUAGCGUUAGCCGUGCCGGCGAUAAUCACUGCGGCCUCCUGCCCGGGUGCUGCCGAGGUCAGGGGUCAAAGGUCAGACGCGAGGGACGAGGAGGAGCGUAGCAGAUGGCUCGUACGGACGGAACCCCUCGCCUUCCCGUCUCGCCGCUAUGCUUUUGGCCGUGUGGGGGGCCGCGGGGGAGCAGCGGUGUCGGUGCUGCUGGCUGAACGAGCGAGUGACCCGAGGAUGUGCGGACGAAUGGGGCGAGGAGCGGACGACACCUCGACGCCCCACACAUCACGAACUCCAAGCAUCAGAGCUGCCAAUGUGUUAUUCUGCUUUCUCCUGUGGAACUGUGGGAUAUUUGCUGGCUGGAGGGCAGGUCGCAGCCCUCGUCGAUUUGCACACGUUUGUUUUGGGUGAUGUUUCCGAUCAUUCGUGCAUUCUGGGACUUUGAGUCUGACGUUUCAUUAGAGCCUGCGUGGGGAGGAGGAGGAUCCGGGGGUGGGGCGGGUGGUUUGGGGUGGGGGCUUGUCUCCGUUCCUCCGGCCUACGGAGAACCCUACCCUAAGCGGUGACAGAGAGUACCCUGCAACAGACAAUUUGCUUGCAAUGUAACAGUAAAACUGACAAAUAUUAAGAAACAAAUAAAAUUAUCGUCCAGAAACACUCGAGCCCCUCGCAGACAGUGUUCUUGUGUGAACUGAGUGUAACACGUGCACACGGGGCGCCAGCUUCCUGCCACCGAGCACGAGUCAAGCUGCGGACGCACUCUGGCGUCACCAGGAACGAAAAGUUAGCGGCACCCAUGUCCCUCGCUGUACUUCCUGGGUCGGCCCUGUAAAAGUCUUGGAUACAGCCACACUGGAUAGAAAAAGUGUCUAAGGCUUUUUAAACUUUUUUUUUUUUUUUUUUAAAAAAAAACACGUGGGACCAGCAUUAAAAUUAAACGUAA
Scleropages formosus (Asian bonytongue) is the source of this 2326-nucleotide messenger RNA. RefSeq names its product F-box and leucine-rich repeat protein 2 (gene fbxl2). The record is from RefSeq and is a predicted model, not a curated record. The transcript has 15 exons. Gene Ontology annotation, cellular component: SCF ubiquitin ligase complex; cytoplasm. Bases 35 to 1339 code for a protein of 434 amino acids. Gene Ontology annotation, biological process: SCF-dependent proteasomal ubiquitin-dependent protein catabolic process. NCBI's taxonomy places the organism in Eukaryota, Metazoa, Chordata, Actinopteri, Osteoglossiformes, Osteoglossidae. Gene Ontology annotation, molecular function: protein binding.